ACACACACACUUUCUCACUGUCCCUAACAACUCACACUCGCGCUCCGAGGCUCGGCGUGUCUCUUUCAAUCCGUCCCUGUGAGAUGUUCAGUGCUGUAUAGUGGGUCAGUGGGAUUGUGCUGAAACUCGUGACAGCAGGUGCAAUGCGACUGCAUGUGAGCUGCCUGGUUUUGCUGCUCGGGCUGCAGUGUGUUUGGGCUCAGCAGGACGAUUAUGAGGAAGACUAUGAUGAAGAAGAAGAGGAAGAGAGGAACAUCAGAAGAAAAGCCAAAAGCAAAGUGCUCACCUCCAACCUCACACCAAAAACCAACGCUCAGUCACACAUAAAUGAAGACUGCAGUCUUGAGCUAGCAUUUUUGCUGGACAGCUCCGAAAGUGCCAAGGACAACCACGGCCAAGAGAAGCGAUUAGUCAGUGAGGUGGUUGAGCGCAUGCAGAACGUGAACCUCCAGAGUGGACGAAGCCUGAGCUUUAGAUCUGCACUCCUUCAGUACAGCAGUCACGUCAUUCCCGAGCAGACCUUCAGCCAGUGGAGGGGCGUGGCCAACUUCAAAGCCAACAUCGCACCCAUUUCCUACAUUGGGCAAGGCACGUACGUGACGUACGCCAUCACAAACCUCACACGCCUCUACCUGAACGAAUCAGGAACUGGAAGUGUCAAAGUGGCUGUGCUGCUCUAUGAUGGAGAGUCCCAUCCAAAGAAUCCAGACUUAUUUUCUGCUGUGGCUGAUGCCAAGAACCAAGGAGUUCGAUUUUUUGCCAUUGGUGUCACACCGGCUGCCAGAGAGACAUCCAAAAUGGCGCAGCUGAGGAUGCUGGCCAGUUCUCCACCAAUCCGCUACUUACACAACCUACAAGAUAAAGACAUCGUAAAGAAGAUCAUUAAAGAGCUGACGGCGUUGGCAGAUGAGGCGUGUCCUCUGGAGAAGAGAUGUACAUGUGAGAAAGGAGAGAAAGGACCAAGUGGGCCAGCUGGGAAAAGGGGUCGACCAGGAGAUGAUGGAAGUCCGGGGCCGAAAGGGCAGAAGGGUGAGAGCGGACUUCAAGGGCUGCCAGGGCAAAACGGCUCCGAGGGCAAACCGGGAAGUAGAGGAGAAAAGGGAGAGAGAGGUGAAUGCGGGAUGCCUGGUGUCAAAGGAGACAGAGGUCCUGAAGGUCCAGUGGGCAUCAGUGGAAACAGAGGACUGCAGGGUUUGCCUGGACCUAACGGUGACACCGGACCCCAGGGACCACCAGGACACAAAGGAGAGAGGGGCUUUCCUGGACCACCUGGACUUCAGGGUGAAACUGGAAUAGGUCUUGCUGGACCAAAGGGUGAGAUGGGACUUCAGGGCAGAGCUGGACCUCCCGGACCUCCAGGACUUGGAGAACCUGGCCUACCAGGGCCUCAGGGGCCACAGGGAGUGCAGGGAGAGAGAGGACCUCCAGGAGACGGAUUUCCUGGGCCAAAGGGAGAGAGAGGACCAGAGGGCCCGAGGGGACAGAGAGGACCAGCUGGACCUGGAAUUAAAGGAGACAAGGGUGACUAUGGAUCUCCUGGGUUACCUGGACCAACUGGGCUUCCUGGAUUAGGUGUACAAGGAGAAAAGGGUGUUGAGGGACCACGUGGACCGCCAGGAUUCAGAGGCCCACCAGGAGGAGGUUAUCCAGGACCGAAGGGUGAUCAAGGAUUACCAGGAGAAGUCGGAGCACCAGGAGGGAGUGGAGUGGGAGAACCAGGACCAAAGGGUGAACCAGGAGCUCCAGGGUUAUCAGGUUUACCGGGGUUACCUGGAGAGGAUGGCGCUCCUGGACAAAAGGGGGAGCCUGGGGUUCCAGGUUCGAGAGGGCCAGAGGGAGUGGCAGGUGUUGGAACACAGGGAGAAAAGGGAGAUCAGGGCCAGAGAGGAGUCCGAGGUUUAGCAGGACCUCCGGGAAUCACCGGACCGUCAGGAGCAAAGGGUGAACCAGGAGCACCAGGACGUCUCGGCUUACCAGGACCUCAAGGACGUGCAGUAAUUGGAGCAAAGGGUGAUGCAGGACCACCAGGUCCUCCAGGACCAAUGGGGGAGACAGGAUAUGGACUUCCUGGAACAAAGGGUGAUCGUGGAGAUGCAGGUCCUCCUGGUCCAUUUGGGCCAAAAGGAGAUGGCUACCCUGGUCCACCGGGUCCAUCUGGGCUUCCCGGGCUUCCUGGAGAGCCUGGUCCAGAGGGUUUGGGUCUCCCGGGACCAAAGGGUGAUAUUGGGUUUAGAGGUUUGCCAGGGCCACCAGGACCACCAGGAGAGGGACUUCAAGGACCACCAGGCAAUACAGGAAGGCCAGGACCUCCUGGUCCACUAGGACCCCCAGGGCAAGGGAUACAAGGGCCGAAGGGUGAGUUUGGAGCUCAGGGCUUGGUUGGGCCAAGGGGACCACCUGGAGAGGGUCUCCCAGGGUCAAAGGGUGAUCGUGGUGCUCAAGGGGAUAGAGGCCCGAAAGGGGUCAAAGGUGACACUGGGGACCCUGGAUCAUCAGGCCAACCAGGUCGACAGGGAGUGAAAGGAGAGUCAGGUCUGACGAGAGAAGACGUUAUCAGAAUGAUACGAGAAAUAUGCGGAUGCGGGAUUAAAUGUAAGGAGCGUCCAAUGGAGCUGGUCUUCGUGAUUGACAGCUCAGAGAGCGUUGGCCCUGAGAACUUUGAGAUCGUGAAGGACUUUGUGACGGCGCUGGUAGAGCGAGUGACGGUAGGAAAUGGUGCCACACGAGUCGGCCUUGUGCUCUACAGCCUGGAGGCUCGACUGGAGUUCGACCUCGCCAGAUACGCCACGAAGCGUGAUGUCAAACAUGCCGUGCGCAGGAUGACCUACAUGGGUGAGGGCACUUACACGGGCACAGCCAUCCGCAAAGCCACUCGUGAGGCCUUCCGCAGCUCUCGUUCUGGGGUCGCCAAGGUCAUUGUGGUCAUCACAGAUGGACAAACGGAUGAGCGCGACUCUGUCAAGCUGGAAAUCGCAGUGCGGGAGGCGCACGCUGCCAACACUGAGAUGUUUGCUCUGGGCAUCGUGAAUGCCAGUGAUCCAGCACAGGCCGAGUUUCUCCGGGAGCUCGAUCUCAUCGCCUCGGACCCUGAUAGUGAGCAUGUCUUUCAGAUAGAUGACUUUAAUACCCUACCAGCUCUGGAAUCCAAACUGGUCAGUCAGUUCUGCGAGGAUGAGAACGGUGAUAUAUUCAACCGCAUUAACGGCAAUGGAUACAAUAACCAUGCCAACCGCAUCAAUGGCCUCCUGUAUGGGUUUGAUAACAAUGGAAACCGCAUCAGCAAUGGUGGCUAUUAUCACGGAAACAACGUAGACCCAACACAUACCAGGACACAUUCUGGGACACAUUCUGGUACUUAUACACACACUGGAACUCACAGUGGGACACACAACAGUACUCACAGUGGGACACACACUGGAACGUACAGUGGGACACACACCAGAACUCACAGUGGGACACACUCCGGUACUCACAGUGGGACACACACUGGAACUCACAGUGGGACACACACCGGAACUCACAGUGGGACACACACUGUCUCAGUCAGUCAUGGAGGUGGAAGAGGUGACAGUCUUCCAGUACCUGUCACUCCAGGGGUACCACUCACCAUAGAUAUUCACACACAUGGCAGCUCAGAGCACAGCAACAGGGGAGAUGUUCCAUCACACAACAGACCAUCUACACACAGCAGACCUUCAUCAUCAUCAUCAUCAUCAUCAACUGUAAUCACGUCAUCCACUUCAGUGCAUUAUGUCCCUGCCCCACGACCUCCUUUACCUAAAGAAAUCGUACCCCUGGACCCACGCUGUGAGCUGGUCCUGGAUCAGGGUUCGUGUCGUGAUUAUAGCAUCCGCUGGUACUAUGACCGCAACGCCAACGCCUGUGCGCAGUUCUGGUAUGGAGGUUGUCAUGGCAACCGCAAUCGAUUUGAUACUGAGGACGAGUGCAAGAAGACCUGUGUGGUCCCACGAACAGGAGGAUGAGGAGCAUUGAGAAUGCUGAAAACAUGACAUUGACUGUUAUAAUAUCUGCAAUACCUCAUCUGUCAAUCUCCCUGAGAGAUGUGCAUGUAAAUGGCUUAAAUGUGUUUUUCAAAUUGUUAACACUCAUAAGCUCCACAGCUGUGAUUUGUUGUGUACAUACAUUAUAUCCUUAAGUACUGGACUGUUUUUACAGCAGCACCUGUAAUCAGAGAUCAGGUGCAGCUCUGAACCUCUGAGUGAACCAUCAGAACUGUGUUUAUUGCAUCAAACACCAAUACGAAAUUUGACUUGGUUGAUAAUUAUAGUUUAAGACCUUUUUUGAAUUUUCAAAUGCUUGUUCUAAUACAUUUGUAUUUUAUUUCUAUAUUAAGAACUCACACAGGGACUUUUAUGGUAUAUGCUCUACAUAAACAGACUUAAAAACCAUAUAACUGUUGAUAUAGCGAAGAAUUUCGUGUUAUUUAACAAAGAAAAAUGUUUAAACAUUUAUAUAGUUUACUGUGAGGAGAUGUUUAUUUAACAUUUAUGGAAGGAGUCUCCAGUGUCAGUGCUUUGUAAUAGUCGGAGGUUAAAGCUGUAAAUUGUAGGUUUUCUGCCCUGGGAAAGUCUUCAGGAAAGAGACUUUUGAGCUUUUCAGUUUCCUAAUGAUGCAUUGUUAGCAAAUUGCUGUUGUAUAAGAGGAAUAAAAGAUUUUGGGAUGUGAUGUUAUAGGAAAAUAAUCAACUUUGGGGUGAACUGCAUUUCAUCUGAGUACACCAUCGUUGAUUAUUUUCAUAUAACAACAGGCGACAAGUGUUUCUAUUCCUUACAUAAUUAGUACAUUGAGUUCUUAUGCAUUAUGUUAUUGUCACUGCUUUCAGUCAGUAAGGACAUUGAGUUUCAACUGGUGAAUUUUGGAAAAAUCUAAUUUGAUAAUUAGAUAUUGAUUUUUUUUUUUUUUUGCUAAAUGACAGGGAUAUUUAUAGUUCUUCUGUUUAUUGCAUUAUGACCUGCGUGUUAUGAUCUUCAGAAUAGCUGUGAACAAGUCAUGUUUCAUAAUUAACAUCUUACUUCCACUUAGUAUGUGUUUGAUUUGUGUCUGUAAUGUUGUUUGUAUUAUUCUAGCUUUCAUGCAGCAAACUUUUGUAAUAAAAAGGUUUACAAUCAUUAUCCAGAUCAGGGUCACAUUGGAUCUGAAGUCUAUCCCAGGUGAGAAUACACACUGGAUAGGAAGCCAGUCCAAAAGACAACAACUUCAUGUCAUGGCAUCCAGGAGGUCGGAUACAAUUGCAUAAUUUCUUAAUAACACUAUAACUGAAAAAAACAAGCAAAGGAUGGAAAAGGAAGCAAAAACUGGAACAACUAAAACAAGGAACUAGACUAAGGCUAGGCAAGGCAAAGAAAUGAAAACUCAACAUGAAAAAAUCACUCAUGGUGGAAAUAUACCACCUAUGCACAAACGUACAAUGCUUGACAACUAAGGAGGGAAAACACAGAACUUAAAUAGGGAACUAAUAGAGUUCCAUAGGAAUGAGUCCUAAAACCCGGAAAUGAGUUGGCAUUUUUAUACUUUUUACUUCUAGCAAUUGUGUUUAGGCUUCAAAAUUCAUAAAAGUUGUGUUCAUAUGUGUAGAAUAUCUUGAUGUACAAAAUGUGUAAGAAUCAUAAACUUUUGUUUAUUUUCUGCAAUAAUCCAAAAGCCAAUGGAAAAAUCCUAUUGGCUUUUUGUUGAGGGAGCCAGGGUGAUGCUAACUUCCGGGUUGGCCUACAAAAAUAUGUCAUCCUUGUGGUGUUCUAUUGGGGAAACACAAAACAGGUGAGCACAAUCAAGGAAGGAAAUGGAGCAGACAACAAAAGAAGAAAUGCAAAAAAUGACUGAGGUGUGCUGUCUGGUGGUCUGGGGAGGAAUUGUCCAUGGUGGACAUGACACUUUAAUUCAUUUCCUCUAUAACCCUCCUUUCACACACUGUCACUUGUAGUUUGUCAGCGUGCACUGUCCAGCAUUUUAGCUCCAAUGAGAAACAAUAGUACUUACAUAGAAUUUCUAAAUCUAAUUAGUUAAAUAUGAAUUAAAUAAUUCACUAAUCAGUGGAAAUUGGUUGUUUGAUUUACAUUAUGUACUACGCUUUGUACUAUCUUCGUUGGCAGAUUAGUAAAGCAGGCUAAUUCUGCUAGCUUGUACAUUAACCAAAGGUGCCAACAAUCUCUGCUACUUCCUUCCAAGCUUUAUUUUAUUUAUGUAAUAUCUCUAUACACAUUUAAUGAGGUCAUAUGACAGAAUAAAAUGAAAAGACUGUUAUAUACUUUAGUAAAUGGGAACUAAUUGCAAGGAGGAAUUGUGAGUGUGGAUGAAUGGUCACCUUUCGCUUUGUCAUUCGGUAGUGUGUACUUAGGGUGAAUAUGUAAAUGUUCAUAGCAUAUAAACAAAUCUAACCCUGCCAUAAUGGAGGAAUAAUCCCAUAAAAUGCCGCAACAUGAUGUCACACAUCACAUAUCUAUACUCUUUUAAACUAGGUGUCAUUAUCUGAGCUGUGUGUAUGAGUGAGAGACUGACCCCCCUUCUGUCUUAGACCAGCUUCGGUUACACCACCUACCCACCCACCCCCCAACACACACACAUACACACACACACACACACACACACACA
Molecule: messenger RNA, 6609 nt
Organism: Pangasianodon hypophthalmus (striped catfish)
Lineage: Eukaryota; Metazoa; Chordata; Actinopteri; Siluriformes; Pangasiidae
Gene: col28a2b
Product: collagen, type XXVIII, alpha 2b
Exons: 36
Coding region: 144-3983 (1279 amino acids)
Molecular function (GO): serine-type endopeptidase inhibitor activity
Source: RefSeq, a predicted model, not a curated record